AUGGCUAUCAAGGUGUGUCAACUUGUCGGAUUACCUCCUCAGAAUUCUUUUGUCCAGGGGUCAAUUGGGACCCAGAGACCUGCGGCGAUCCCCGCAAGCGACCAAGAGCCAGAGCGGGACGGGUACGGCCACGUAGGUCCCGCUAGUGACCGGAGACUGGCGAGGAGAGUGGGCGUACCCAAUAAUUUGACGCGGAACUACAGCAAAGGCAGGGAGGACACUGUGGAAGUGAGCGGAGCCCGGACACGGACCCACUACGCCUCUCGUGACUGUACCCUCACCUUGGUUACCAAUUGGAGAACAGGCAGAGGAAGCAGGAGAAGAGUCGACGGAGGGAUUCGGAAGAAGGGUCGACGGAGGGAUUUGGCAGGCUUUGCCAGGAGCGGGGAAGAAUCGACAGGCUUUGCCAAAAGCGACCGGGUGGCCACACGCAGGCUGGGAAGGAACCCCCGGACCACACAGUACAACCCGCAGGCUACCGGAACGAACCCCAAGACGUCCACAACAGGCAGGGACAGAGGAAACUCUGCCUCCCAAGGGGCGAUUGGGACCCAGAGAACUGCGGCGACUCCCGGAAACGACCAAGAGGUGGAGCGGGACGGGUACGGCCACGUAGGUCCCGCGAGUGACCGGAGACUAGCGACAGUGGGCGUACCCAAUACUUUGACGCGGAACUACAGCAAAGGCAGGGUAAACCCUGCCUUGCGUGUAAGUGUGACGUCAGCCCGGAUAGCGUAUCUGUGGUUUUAGAUGAUUUUAUCCCCGUGGCCUGCCUCCAUCUCAAUUGUGUGUGCAGGAGGACGCUGUGGAAGUCAGCGGAGCCAGAACACAGACCCACUACGCCUGUCGUGACUGUACCCUCACCUAUUGGUUACCAAUUGGUAUUUUUAGUGUUGACAACU
This is a messenger RNA of Nerophis ophidion (straightnose pipefish), 902 nucleotides long. RefSeq lists its product as uncharacterized. Bases 1 to 750 code for a protein of 249 amino acids. NCBI's taxonomy places the organism in Eukaryota, Metazoa, Chordata, Actinopteri, Syngnathiformes, Syngnathidae. The transcript is spliced from 5 exons. The record is from RefSeq and is a predicted model, not a curated record.